AUGGCUUAUAAGUAUGACGUCAUACCAAUAGUCCAUGAGGAAUUACCACUCCUUAAAUAUUUCAAUAUACCUAACCAAAUUAUUGGCGAUCGUUGGAAGAUGAGUAAUAAUUCCAAAUGUGUUCAGUUAAAAGCAGGAUUUUAUUACAAUUGUUCGCGAGAAUUCGAUUCGCUAGGAAAUAUAACAAUGGACGGAUAUUUGCAGUCAUGGAGAUAUUUUGAACAUGCUAAAGAAACAAUUAAAAUGAUAUUUAAAUUCAGAGGUAAUUGUGAAAGCAAAGUUAGAAAAUAUCUAGAAAGCAUUUCUAAAGAAGGUUAUCAGCGUGUCUGUAUUCACGUUCGGCGAAAAGACCGGGACAACAAACACAUGAUUAAAGUUGGUUAUAAUGUUGCCGAAAAAGACUUUUUUGAAAGGGCUCGGAAUUUUUAUGUUAGCAAAUUUUCCAAAGUACAGUUUAUUGUAGUGACUGAUUAUAAAAUGUGGUGCAGGAGAAAUUUAAAAGAUGUAGAUAUUAGUCCAUUUAAUGAUGUCGGCGAUGAUUUGGCUUUGAUGUCGAUGUGCGACCACGCGAUUAUUACAGGUGGAACAUUCGGCUGGUUCGGAGCAUGGCUGUCGGGGGGCACCGUUUUGUACUUUAAAGGAUAUCCUAGGCCUGGAAGUUGGCUAGAUUUACAAACAAACAGAAAUGAUUAUUAUCCACCUUAUUGGAUAGGAAUUUCCUAA
Molecule: messenger RNA, 723 nt
Organism: Mercenaria mercenaria
Lineage: Eukaryota; Metazoa; Mollusca; Bivalvia; Venerida; Veneridae
Product: galactoside 2-alpha-L-fucosyltransferase SEC1-like
Exons: 1
Coding region: 1-723 (240 amino acids)
Biological process (GO): carbohydrate metabolic process
Cellular component (GO): membrane
Molecular function (GO): galactoside 2-alpha-L-fucosyltransferase activity
Source: RefSeq, a predicted model, not a curated record